Coccinella septempunctata (seven-spotted ladybird) is the source of this 1443-nucleotide messenger RNA. RefSeq lists its product as uncharacterized. The record is from RefSeq and is a predicted model, not a curated record. Gene Ontology annotation, molecular function: RNA-DNA hybrid ribonuclease activity; nucleic acid binding. The transcript has a single exon. Lineage: Eukaryota; Metazoa; Arthropoda; Insecta; Coleoptera; Coccinellidae. Bases 1 to 1443 code for a protein of 480 amino acids.
AUGACAUUCGACCAGAAGCUAACGUUGUCACUUCAUAUCAAGAAAAUCAAAGGCUCCUGUAUGAAUACCAUGAACAUCCUACGAACAUUGUCUCACCAUCACUGGGGAUGUGACGAAGAAAUACUACUCAAAAUCUACAGAUCACUCAUUCGUUCAAGACUUGACUACGGCAGUAUGCUUUAUUCCACAUCUAGUAAAUCAAAUUUAAAAUUGCUCAACAGCAUACCCAACACUGCUCUGCGCCUCUCCCUUGGAGCAUUCAGAUCCAGCCCAUCAAUAAGUUUACACGUUGAAGCACAAGAACUUCCGCUCAACUUUCGCCGACAGCAAACUCUCCUUACUUACAUAUCCAAAGUGUCUGCUCUUCCGAAUCACCCAGUGCGACACCUGCUUGAAACUUCACAAGAGCCACCUACUAUGAAGCCCAUGACCUUGCUCUCAAUUCCACAAAUUGCAAAGCAAAAUUUGGGGCCUAUAGAUGUUACCUUAACAUCUCCCAUUACGUUUCCGAAACACACCCCAUGGUCUAGACACUACCCAAGACUAAAUACCUCUCUGCAUAGACACAUCAAACUAGAAACUUUGGGAAUAAUUAUUAAGCAACACUUAUUUGAACUAAUUGAGCAUGAAAAGUUUGACGAAGAACUAUACACCGACGCCUCCAAAGACGAGCAGGGAAUAGCAUGCUCGAUCAUCAAUGAAUCGAAUGCCCCAGUGUCCUACAAACUCCCAUCCAUCUGCAGCAUCCACACUGGUGAACUCUUCGCAAUUUAUAAAUCUCUUUGCAGUCCUCUUAUCCCAGGUCAAAAGCUCUCAAUACUCACAGACUCUUUAUCUUCAAUUGAAUCCAUAGACAACAUUUACUCGAAGAACCCUCUGGUACAGCAAAUUCUAGAACGAUGCCAUACCCUUAAAGCGAAGGAGAAUAUUUCCACCACUAUAAUCUGGAUCCCAUCACAUAUUGGUAUAACAGGAAACGAAGCUGCAGAUCAGGCUGCAAAUCAAGCACGAACUUCCGACCUUCCUGUGACCCAAAUCCAACUUCAUACAGACCUCAAAAAUGCCAUAAAGCUGAGAUCCUUACAGGAAUGGCAAGUCCAAUGGGAAGGAGCUAGCACUGGACUACAUAUGAUACAACCCAAAAUACAUAAUCCACCACAAAUUAGUUUGGGCAGAAAAGACAAAACCGUAGUGAGAAGACUUCGAAUAGGCCACACCAAGCUAACCCACAGCUAUCUGAUGUCUUCAGAAAAUCAGCCCACUGAACACUGUCACAAUACCCGUCUAACUGUUGAACACCUACUAUGUAUCUGCCCAUAUUACGGAGAUGACCGACGCCGACUUGGGCUGAGAGAGAAUCUUGGAAAUAUCCUCAAUUCACAAAAACAAAUUGAAUUAGCUCUUAAAUUUCUCAAAAAAUGUCAACUUUACAAUAAUAUAUGA